CCAACCCGCUCCCCUUUCCAGCUGCCACACCCCCUUUCUCACGAGCGCUCAAUGGUACGUCCCGGUGAUGCCGACCGUGUCAGACAGUGAAAAAUCCGUGAAGACUUGAAUUUGAAUCCUAAGCGUUCAGAAUACGACGCUCCAUCCGCGUGCGAGUGUGCUUGUGUAUAUGAGCUGCCGCAUCCCGUUUCACUCAGCAUCCGCUCUCGCGCGUUUCCCAGUAACCGAGCACCGCGCUCCCACCGCCUUAUCGGAGCCGCCGUGUCUCCGAACGAGGCUCUCUGCGUUCUGAAGGAUAAACGCCAGGACUUGGUGCCGGACCCUUUUCCCCACCUAUUUACCAGAGACUAAAUGAUUUAUCCGGGGAUUUUACACUGAAUCAUGCUCAGCGUUGACCAAGUUUGAGUGAGUUUCUGGAAUUAGUGAGCGUGUGUGUGUGUGUGAUACUGUGAGAGAAAGCAGAGAUGGACGAGAAGCUGUACCAGUCUCUGGCGCGGCCUCACCCCGGCCUGGAGCUCAGUUAUUCCAGCUCAUCUGAAGAAGAGGAUGGAAACCUUCAUCACAAACACUACAGAGAGACACACAUCCGCGCUGAUUAUGAGCCUGACCGCAGAUUCACCUAUAACAGCCACAAAGUCCGCAGAAAACCCUUGGAGCAGUCUCAGAAAGAUUUCUCGGACCCCUCCCAGACGGUGUUCCCUGAUUUCCAGACGGAGCUUCAUGCAGCCAAUCAGGAGCUUGCAUAUCCUGGAGGCGUGUCUGCAGGCGUGCCCUCCGAUCCUGAAUCUGAGGGUGGAGCCUCCCCUGACCACGCCCUGCGGUUGUGGAUGCAGGAAGUGAAGUCCGAGCACAGCUCCUGCCUGUCAAGCCGAGCAAACUCUGUUCUUUCCCUCACCGAUACAGAACAAGAGCGCAAGUCGGAGCCAGAGAACGAUCUCCCUUCCAGCCCUGUGGCUCAGUUCACGUUUCGACCUCUGCCCCCUCCUCCUCCUCCGCCUCAUGCGUGUACCUGUGCCCGUCCUGCACCGGCUCCCCUUCCAGAGGUGGUGCAGAGGAGCACACUGCCUGCCCGAUGCCAACCGCUGGACUCUGGGAACAAAGCUGGACAGGAUGACAAUGGGCAGACACACAAUACAUGGGCCCUGAACAGCAACAUACCACUAGAGACCAGGCACUUCCUGUUCAAGCACGGUUCAGGUUCCUCUGCCAUUUUCAACGCAGCCAAUCAGAAUUACCCCCUGACGUCCAGCACGGUGUACUCGCCGCCGCCAAGACCCCUACCCAGAACCACCCUUUCCAGACCACUCUUCUCCUUCAGUAAACCCUACCGCUGCUGUAACUGGAAAUGCACAGCUUUGAGCGCCAGUGCAAUUACGCUGACUCUUGCUCUUCUGCUGACGUACAUCAUCGUUGUUCAUCUGCUGGGUUUACCAUGGCAUCUGAAGCGUGUGGAAGGAGAGCUAUAUGAGAAUGGUAUGAGUAAAGAAGAUCAGCCUCUACCGGGAGCUGAUUUCACCUUCACUCCUGUCCACCUGCCAGGACUCAACACCACACAGCCGGAUAAAGAGGUGAUUCAGCGUGGCAGGGUGAUAGAGAGGGGAGAGGUGGCCGUCGGGACACAGCUGGUUCAAGCCAUUCCUCCCGGUCUCUUCUGGAGGUUUCACAUUACGGUUCAUCACCCAGAGUACGUCAAGUUCAACAUCUCACUCACGCGGGAUGCUCUGCUGGGCAUCUAUGGCAGGAGAAAUAUCCCACCUACUCACACACAGUUUGACUUUGUGAAGUUGCUGGAUGGGCGACAGCUGAUAAAGCAGGAUUCCCGGAAUGUCAAAUCUCCGAUCGCUCCUCCGCGGAGUCUCCUGAUGUCUGCCCUACAGGAGACGGGAUUCGUUGAAUAUCUUGAUGUUGGCACCUGGUACCUGGCCUUUUAUAAUGAUGGCCGCAAGAUGGAACAGGUGGUUGUGUACAGCACGCCCAUAGAAACAAUAGAUGGAUGCUCCACUAACUGUAACGGCAACGGAGAGUGUGUCGCCGGACACUGUCACUGUUUUACUGGGUUUUUAGGACCAGAUUGUUCAAAAGACUCAUGCCCGGUGUUGUGUAGUGGAAACGGCGAUUAUGAGAAAGGAGUGUGUGUGUGUCACACUGGAUGGAAGGGGGCAGAGUGUGAGGUGGAGGAAGGCCAGUGUAUUGAUCCCACCUGUUCUAACAAUGGAGAAUGUGUCAACGGAGCCUGUGUGUGUGCUCCUGCAUUCAAGGGCGAUAACUGUGAGCAAGUGGACUGCGUGGACCCGUUGUGCUCAAGUCGCGGCGUGUGCGUUCGUGGAGAGUGUGUGUGUUCUGCAGGCUGGGGAGGGGAGAGCUGUGAAACGGCACUUCCAGCCUGCAAAGAGCAAUGUUCAGGUCAUGGGACGUACCAAACCCAGACGGGAGGGUGUGUGUGUGAGCAGGGCUGGAGUGGCGAAGACUGCGCCAUCGAGGUUUGCCCCGUUCCUUGCAGUGCACAUAGUGUGUGUGUUGCUGGGCGUUGUCAGUGCGAGGAGGGGUGGGAAGGAACCACUUGUGACAAACAGGCCUGCCAUCCAAUCUGUGAAGAGCAUGGAGAGUGCAGGGAUGGGCAGUGUGUCUGUCAGCCUGGUUGGGAGGGCGAGCACUGCACUAUUGCCGCACAUUACCUGGAUCUGUUUGAUAAAGAUGCCUGCCCAGGGUUGUGUAACGGUAAUGGACGCUGCACGCUGGAGCAGAGCGGUUGGCAUUGUGUGUGCCAGUCUGGAUGGAGCGGGCCGGGCUGUAACGUUGUCAUGGAAACCGAGUGCAAUGACAGUAAAGAUAAUGACAGCGAUGGUCUCAUGGACUGUGUCGACCCAGACUGUUGUAGUCAGCAGGUGUGUGCGAGCGCCCCACUGUGCCAAGGCUCUCCUGACCCUCGUGACAUCAUUCAGCAGAGCCACACCUCUUAUGAAACUCGCCCUUCGCGUCAGUUUUUCGAGCGUGUGCGAUUCCUCAUCGGACGGGACAGCACACACAUACUACCAGGAGACCUGCCAUUUGACAGCAGUCGAGUGUGUGUAAUUCGAGGUCAGGUUUUGGCCUCUGAUGGAACUCCUCUCGUUGGCGUGAACGUCACGUUUCAGCAUAACCCUGAGUAUGGGUACACACUCAGCCGGCAAGAUGGCAGCUUUGAUCUUCUGGCAGUGGGUGGAAUCUCAGUGUCUCUUGUAUUCCAGCGAGCCCCAUUUUUGUCCCAGAUUCGGUCGGUCUGGCUUCCUUGGAACCAGUUCAUGGUCUUGGACCGAGUUUUUAUGGAAAGAGCUGAAUCCAAAACACCUGUCUGUGACCUGAAAAACCUUAUCAGCCCUCAUGCCGUUGUUCUGUCUGCUCCCCUUCCACGCUUUGCUGCUGACUGUGAAGAGAGAGGAACAGUCCUACCUGAGCUACAGGCGGUUCAGGAGGAGGUGGUGAUUCCUGCUACAGUAUUGAAGUUAAGCUACCUCUCCUCCAGAGCUCCAGGCUAUCGCUCUCUCUUGAGGGUGGUUCUGACCCACUCCACCCUCCCGCUGGGCUUGGCCAAAGUCCACCUGUCUGUGGCUGUCCAGGGUCGGCAGCUUCUCAAAUCAUUUCCUGCAGCUCCAAACCUCAUAUACGUUUUCUCCUGGAAUAAAACGGACAUCUAUGGACAGCAGGUCACGGGGCUGGUGCAGGCACACGUCUCUGUUGGAUACGAGUAUGAAUCCUGUCUGGACGUUGUGCUCUGGGAGAAGAGAGUUGCUCAGCUGCAGGGCUUUGAGCUGAUGCCAUCAAACCUGGGCGGAUGGACUCUAAACCACCACCAUGUCCUCAAUCUGGAGAGUGGUAUCCUUCAUAAAGGUAAUGGAGAGAAUGUCUUUAUUUCCCAGCAGCCCCUGGUCAUCUCCACAGUGAUGGGGACUGGGGUGGUUCGCACAAUCCCCUGUCCAAACUGCAACGGCCCGGCGGUGGAGCAGAAACUGUUUGCCCCCAUCGCUCUGGCCUGCGGUUCAGAUGGAAGUGUGUAUGUAGGUGAUUUUAACUACAUUCGCAGGAUUCUCCCUAAUGGAUUCGCCAUCAGCAUCUUGGAGCUCAGAAAUCGUGACAUUAGACACAGCUCCAGUCCAGCUCAUAAGUACUACUUGUCUAUGGAUCCCGUGCAUGAGUCGCUAUACCUGUCGGACACCAGCAGCGGGAAGCUGUACCGCCUGAAGACUCUGACUGAACCCAAAGAUCUCAGCAGGAAUGUGGAGGUGGUGGCUGGCAGCGGGGAGCAGUGCACACCCUUCCACCCCAACCAGUGUGGUGAUGGAGGCAAGGCCACUGAAGCAGCACUCAGCAACCCCAGGGGUAUUGCAGUGGACAAGCACGGAUUUAUUUACUUUGUUGAUGGAUCAACAAUCCGUAAGAUUGAUGACAAGGGAGUGAUAACAACCAUCAUUGGAUCAAACGGACUCGCGUCUUCUCAGCCGAUCAGCUGCGACUCUCGAAUGGACAUCAGCCAGGUGCGUUUAGAGUGGCCCACAGACCUGGCUGUGAGUCCGCUGGAUAACUCUCUCUACGUCCUCGAUAAUAACCUUGUGCUCCAGGUCAGCGAGUCUCAGCAAGUGCGAGUUGUUGCGGGACGACCCAUCCAUUGCCCCAUGGCCAGUAUUGAACCGGUGCUACUGGGGAAAACAGCAGUGCGGUCAGUGCUGGAGGGAGCCAAAGCUAUUGCCGUCAGCCACCAGGGCACACUGUACAUCGCAGAAACCGAUGACCGAAAACACAGCCGUGUGCAAGAAGUAUCCACAAAUGGAGAGAUGAUCAUAAUCGCGGGGGCGACCAGUGAAUGUGAUUGCAAGAUUGACCCCAACUGCGAGUGUUUUUCAGGUGACGGAGGUUAUGCUCGCGAUGCCAAGCUGAAGUCUCCCUCAUCUCUGGCGGUUUCUCCUAAUGGCUCCCUCUGCAUCGCUGACCUGGGGAAUGUGCGCAUUCGCCGGCUCACCGCUAACCAUCCGCAGUUCAAUCCCGAGGGGCUGUACGAGCUCGCCUCCGUGGCCGAUCAAGAGCUCUAUCUGUUCAGUCCAAACGGUACUCACCUGUUCACCCGCAGCCUGGUGACAGGAGACUACCUGCUUAACUUCACAUACACCCCAGAGGGCCACCUGAGCAGCAUAGCAAACAGGGAAGGCACCAUAGCGCAGUUGCGGCGGGAUGCUAAUGGCGUGCCCCUGUGGCUCGUAGCCCCGGGCGGCCAGGUGUACUGGCUGACCAUCAGCAACGCCGGCAUGCUGAAGCGCAUCUCAGCUCUGGCGCACGACCUGGCGCAGCUCAGUUAUUACGGCAACACGGGGCUGCUCGCCACCAUCAGCAACGAGAACGGCUGGACAAGCGUCUACGAGUAUAACUCUGACGGACACCUCAUCAAUGUGACCUUGCCGACUGGAGAGGUCAGCAGUUUCCGGAACAUGGAGAAAGCUGUCAGAGUGGAAGCCACUGCCUCGAACAGAGAAAACUUUAUUAUAAUUACAAACCACACUGCGGAUAACACCAUGUACACACUUCGACAAGCUCACUCUGUCAGUGUAUACGGCGUUCGAGAUGAUGGCUCUCUCUGGGUGACAUAUGCUAGCGGGAUGGAUGUUUCUCUCAUGCACAGCACCGAACCAGCCGUGGCAUCAGGGCUGUUGGCGGGGGCAUCGGCAGGUGUCCAUCCCACAGUGGGAAGGUGCAACAUUACCCUGCCAGGGGAACCAGCUCACAGCCUGAUAGAGUGGAGACAGAGACGUGAACAGGCCAAAGGGAAUUACACAGCAUAUGAGCGGAGAUUGAGGGCUCACAACAGGAACGUGUUGUCCAUAGACUAUAGUCAAGAGAGCCGGGUGGGGAAGAUCUACGAUGACCAUCGCAAGUUUACCCUGCGGGUUCAGUAUGACAAGGGCAGGCCUGUGCUCUGGACACCCAGUAAAUACAAUCAAGUGCGAGUGUCGUACUCUAGUGAAGGCCUGGUCACUGGCAUACAGAGGGGAAACUGGACCGAGCGCAGAGACUAUGACAAUGGACGCAUCAUCACACGAACCUGGGCUAAUGGAAAGAUCUGGAGCUACACUUUUCUAGAAAAGUCUGUCCAGCUGUUGUUACACAGUCAGCGGCGCUAUAAUAACUCGAAAUACGAUCAGACAGACUGUCUCCUAUCAGUGACUCCCAGUAUGGUGAGACACAGCUUACAGACCGCUCUAUCUGUGGGCUACUACCGAAACACCUACACACCUCCCGACUCACCCACGUCAGCUCACGCAGACUACGCUCAUGACGGGCGCCUGCUGCAGAGCCUAUAUCUGGGCACGGGCAGACGGGUCAUCUACAAAUACAGCCGCGUGCCCCGGCUGGCUGAGAUCCUCUAUGACUCAACACUUGUUACCUUCACUUACGACGAGGCGACAGGAAGCGUUAAAACCAUCCACCUGAUGCACGAAGGAUGUUGCACCAUACGCUACAGACAGACAGGUCCUCUGGUGAGUAGACAAAUAUACCGUUUCAGCGAAGAAGGAUUGGUUAACGCUCGCUUUGACUACAGCUACAACAACUUCAGGGUCACCAGCAUGCAAGCCAUGAUCAACGAAACACCUCUUCCCAUUGACCUCUACCGAUAUGUGGACGUGUCCGGACGUAUCGAGCAAUUUGGGAAGUUCAGCGUCAUCAACUACGACUUGAACCAGGUCAUCACCACACAUGCCAUGAAGCACACUAAAAUCUUCAAUCCCAAUGGGCAAGUGAUCGAGGUUCAGUAUGAGAUUCUGAAGUCUAUCGCGUACUGGAUGACGCUGCAGUAUGACAGCAUGGGGCGCGUCACAAACUGCGAUAUUCGUAUUGGUGUGGAUAGCAACAUCACACGGUACGCAUAUGAGUAUGACGCUGAUGGCCAAUUGCAGACGGUUGCCAUUAAUGACCGUCCACAGUGGCGUUACAGCUAUGACCUGAAUGGAAACAUUAAUUUACUGAGUCACGGCAACAGUGCGCGAUUGACACCAUUGCGUUACGAUCUUCGAGAUCGAAUCACUCGGCUUGGAGAGAUCCAGUAUCGCACUGAUGAGGAUGGGUUCUUGCGUCUUCGUGGCAACUUACUCUUUGAUUACGGUUCGAAUGGACUGCUUAUGGGUGCCUAUGAUCGGGACAGUGAACAGAGAGUGUGGUACCGUUACGAUGGGCUCGGGAGGAGAGUGGCCAGUCGUUCUAGUGACGGAGCACAGCUGCAGUUCUUCUAUGCUGAUCUAAUGGAACCAACGAGGGUGACGCACCUUUACAACCACAGCGCAGAGAUCACCUCACUCUAUUAUGACCUUCAGGGACAUCUCAUCGCGAUGGAAAUGAGCAGUGGCGAGGAAUUCUACAUAGCAUGUGACAAUGCUGGAACUCCACUUGCGGUUUUCAGUAGCCGUGGCCAUGUGGUGAAGGAAGUUCGGUACACACCGUAUGGAGAUGUUUACAGAGACUCCAAUCCUACCUUUUCUCUGAUCUUCGGAUUUCAGGGCGGCCUCUAUGACCCUUUCACGCGGCUGGUGCAUCUCGGGCGGCGUGACUAUGAUGUCGUAGCUGGCAGAUGGACGACGCCUAAUCAUGAAUUGUGGGCGGAGUUGAGUGUCAAUCCCAAGCCAUUUAAUCUAUAUGCGUUUAAGAACAACUACCCUCUGGGACACCUACAGGAUAUAACCAAGUUUACAACAGAUAUCAGUAGCUGGCUGCAGCUCUUUGGGUUCCAGCUUCAUAAUGUGGUUCCAGGUUUCCCCAAACCAAAAGUGGAGAACACCGAGCAAACAUAUGAGAUGAUGGCCACACAGAUCCGCACACAAACCUGGGACACCAGCAAGAUUGUGCUCGGCAUCCAGUGUGACCUUCAGAAGAACUUGAAAAACUUCAUUUCAUUGGAUCGCCUCCCCAUGACACCAGCCAAUGGGAAAAUCGGAGGCCGACAAGGCCGCAGGCCAAUUUUCUCUGCUCUAUCUUCAAUUUUUGGCAAAGGUGUGAAAUUCGCUAUUCGUGAUGGAGUGGUGGCGACAGAGAUCAUCGGUGUGGCGAGCGAGGAUAGCCGCCGUGUGGCAGCAGUACUGAACGGUGCCAUAUACCUGCGUGGCCUUCAUUUCACAGUAGAAGGCCGUGACACUCACUAUUUCACCAAGGCUGGCCCUCUGGAGGCAGAUCUGGGAGUGGCAGGAGGCGGAGCUGGAGGCGGAGUUAGAGUAUUGGAGAAUGGCGUAAACGUCUCAGUGUCCCAAAUCAGCGCUAUGGUUGGAGAAAUGCGGCGUUUUGCUGACAUUGUGCUUCAGCAGGGAGCGCUUAGCUUUAACAUACGAUACGGAGCAUCACCGGAGGAAGAGCGCACGCGUGUGCUGGAUGCAGCGCGAAUACGAGCUGUGCAGGGGGCGUGGCUGCGGGAGCAGAAGAGGGUCCUUGAGGGGGAUGGUGGAAGUUUGGCAUGGACUGAUAAGGAAAAGGAUGAGCUCAUCGCAGAGGGCCGAGUCUCAGGGUAUGAUGGCUUUUACGCUCUGCCUGUUGAACAACACCCUGAGCUAGCAGACAGCCCCUUCAACAUUCACCUGAUCAGACAUGUGGAAACUGGUCGCAGGUAACAGCGGCACAUCAGCACACCUCCACACGCCCACACACCCCUUUAUACACCCGGAGCUACAACAUAUCUCUUCAGCUUUUUCUAGAACCCCAACCAAACAAAGCGAGAAAGACUCUAUUGCCUUUAAAAUGUGACAAAUGAUGGUAUUGUUUUUCAUUUUGCAUUUGUUGAUGCACUCUUAGCAAGUUCAGAUUCCUGUUUUUUUUUAGAUUUAGUUUGGUCGAUUUCGUUGGAAGUCUUUCUUGUUUUACAGUGGCUUAACCGUUCUUACUACAGAACAAGCCUUGCUUGCCAAUCUGAGGACACAGAGAACACUGAUCUGUGACAGUUCUAG
This is a messenger RNA of Danio aesculapii, 8948 nucleotides long. RefSeq names its product teneurin-1-like. Gene Ontology annotation, biological process: heterophilic cell-cell adhesion; signal transduction; neuron development. Gene Ontology annotation, cellular component: membrane; neuron projection. The record is from RefSeq and is a predicted model, not a curated record. NCBI's taxonomy places the organism in Eukaryota, Metazoa, Chordata, Actinopteri, Cypriniformes, Danionidae. Gene Ontology annotation, molecular function: protein heterodimerization activity; protein homodimerization activity; cell adhesion molecule binding.